This is a messenger RNA of Oryzias melastigma (Indian medaka), 2711 nucleotides long. It is a transcript of the gene pex14, whose product is annotated as peroxisomal biogenesis factor 14. Gene Ontology annotation, cellular component: peroxisomal importomer complex; peroxisomal membrane. The record is from RefSeq and is a predicted model, not a curated record. The coding region runs from base 140 to 1318 and encodes 392 amino acids. Gene Ontology annotation, biological process: protein import into peroxisome matrix, docking. The transcript has 9 exons. Gene Ontology annotation, molecular function: signaling receptor binding. NCBI's taxonomy places the organism in Eukaryota, Metazoa, Chordata, Actinopteri, Beloniformes, Adrianichthyidae.
CACAUGUCCACUCUAUUUCGUAAUUCACCGACAGUAUUUCGCAAUUGAUGAGGCAAACAGAUAGCAGUGCACUUUGUUCCACAGAAAGGGCAUUCCAACUAAACUAAAUAAAACGUUCUAAUGAACUUUGGUGUGUCGAAUGGAUGGAACAGGAAAAGCAAUCGAUCGUGGAUACAUCGAGUCAGAGAAGAUGGCAUCCAUCGACCAAGCUGAUACGCCAACACAGUCUGGUCCUCCACCUGGUGAAGAUGGAGCAGGUCACCCCAGAGAAGCUUUGGUUGCCACUGCUGUAAAAUUUCUACAAAACCCCAAAGUACGUCAGAGUCCACUAUUAACCAGGAAGUCCUUCUUAAAGAAAAAAGGCUUGACUGAUGAGGAGAUCGAGUUGGCCAUCCAGCGCUCUGGCAGCACAGAGGAAGUUCUUCCUCAGAACCCUUUGGGACUCCCCCAUCCUCCUUAUACAACUCUGCUUGCUCCUGCACCACCCAGUCCAGCAGGCUACAGAUGGAGAGACUACGGCGCCCUCACCAUCAUUCUGGCGGGCAUGGCAUUUGGCUUUCACCAGCUUUACAAGAAAUACAUCCUUCCUCUCAUUAUGGGAAGCCGAGAGGACAAGAAGCAUCUGCAGAGGAUGGAGAGCAACAUUGCUGCAAUGAGUGGCACGCUGACACAGACAGUCAGCCAGCUUCAGCAAACACUGUCAUCCGUCCAGGAACUCCUGAUCCAGCAGCAGCAGAAAAUCCAGGAGCUCUCCCAGGAGUUGUCUACGGCAAAGGCAUCGACCUCAACCAGCCGCAUCCUGGACAACCAAACAAUUGCAGAUCUGAAGGCUGAGAUUGUCUCUUUGAAAGGAUUACUGCUCAGCAGGAAACAGUUUCCUUCCUCUCCUGCUAUUGCUAAAAUUCCUUCAUGGCAGAUUCCCCUGAAGCCCUCGGCGGCAUCCUGCUCGCCCCCCGCCAACCACACCAACAGCAGCAGCGACAUCUCCCCGAUAAGCAACGAGUCCUCCAACUCCUCCCCAGUGAAGGACGGACACCACAGCUCUCAGGACGCCCUGGGGGGCCCAGAUGGAGCCAACGGCAUCGACGGCGGCCCCUGUUCUCCCAGCCCGGGCACCAUGGGGCCUCUGGACCAGGUCCGCAUGGAGGUCCAAGGCGAGGAGAAGAAAGAGGACGAUGUGAGCCAUACAGAAGAGGAAGAGGAGGAGGGUCUGAGCAUGCAGACGGAGGAUCGGCGAGGAGGAGACGGACAGAUUAACGAACAGGUGGACAAACUGAGGCGGCCAGAGGGGGCCAGCAACGAGAGCGAAGUCGAUUAGAUGACUAGUGAAAGCACCAAAACACGACUUCUCAUCCCUGCUGAAGCUUUCCUCGAUAUUCCUCACGUUUUUUACAUUUCAUCUCCACUGUCCGUUCUUGCAUCUUUCUGUGGUAUUUCACUGUGGAGCAUUAGGAGUACAAUUUAGCAAAGUUAGACUCCAAUUAAAUACUACUAGCAAAGCAGCACACCAAAUUUCUCUAAAAAGACGAGUUGUCCCCUCAGAAUUUUUUUUAAAAGCCUGGAAGCAACUUUUGAUGUAAUAUUUUCUAAUAAUUAGGCCUGGCAUCCUUGUAACUUUGCCAAGGUGCCCCCUGUGCUGCGCAGUGCAGGUGUGGGUCAGGAAUCCCAUGAUCCUUCAGGUUACCGUGAGCCUCCAGUGAAGCAUUACCACAGUUUGUCUCCCUGUUGAUGGCAAUAGGACAGGACAAGCUCUUCCCGGGCUGGAGCUUUUAGCCUCUUUUAUGUGUCCUUUCGCAUUGGUGUCAGUCUGUCAAUAAUUCACAAGGCCAGCAGGGUGGCAUUUGGGUGAAAUAAAAGCCCUGAAAUUCGAGAUUAGAAUGUGAUGACGGGCUUUGUUCCACGCCGGCGUCAAAGUGCUCAUAUGCUCAGAGAGUGGAAGAUAAAUGUUUUUUCCCCCUGCUUCCCUUUUGCACGGAGGGCUGAAUUGUGUUUUUUUUCUUUUUUUUGUGUGUGUUUGUGCGUGGCAGGUGAGAAAAUCCAGACAGUCUGCUGAGCUGUGUCUGCGUCUCCAGCAGGGCAGCUGAUUUGGUUUGUGAAGUAUGUUAAUAAUCAAAUGAUCAACAAAUAACAGAUGUAUUAGUUCAUGCAGCUUGAAAUGUCAAGGAGGCUAAAAGCGGAAAUCUAAUACAGAAAGCCCAGUUGCAUUGUAUUAUUUUCUGUGACAAACCCUCCGGUCCAAAUUAUGUAGGGCCUCCUACAGUGACUAAUCUUUACAGAAAACGGCGCCAAUAUUUUGUAAUUAUGCUGCAGGAAGACACGAGUGCUGCCACAGAUGGAAGUUGCAGAACUUGUAUUGCUUUAGGUUUUUCUCUCUCUCUCUCUCUCAGUGUGGGGGUGGAUGGGGGAGGUUAAAAAAUACCCUGUGAUUGAAAAAGAAAGUAAUAAAUGAAUUCUUGACUUAUUGAAUUACUCACUAUGUAUCUCACUGACAAGAAAAGUCCAUGUGUGAGAAGAAGGGAUAUCAUCUCUUCUACCACUUCCACCUCUGUAUGGUCGGGGUGCAGAGGAAGAGGGGGGGAUCGCAGACACCUCACCUCAGAUUAGGUUUUGUGUAUGAAGACAGUCCUGAAUGAAGACAUAACCUCACAAUAUGCUGUAAAAUCUAUUUUUGAAUUGUUUUUAUGAAUAAAUAACCUGUUCAGAGAAGUAUA